Messenger RNA from Microcebus murinus (gray mouse lemur), 3579 nucleotides. It is a transcript of the gene B4GALT5, whose product is annotated as beta-1,4-galactosyltransferase 5. Gene Ontology annotation, molecular function: UDP-galactose:glucosylceramide beta-1,4-galactosyltransferase activity. Lineage: Eukaryota; Metazoa; Chordata; Mammalia; Primates; Cheirogaleidae. Gene Ontology annotation, cellular component: Golgi apparatus. Gene Ontology annotation, biological process: glycoprotein biosynthetic process; carbohydrate metabolic process. The record is from RefSeq and is a predicted model, not a curated record.
CGGUGGCCGAGGCCCAGGCGGCGGCCCAGGAGGCUGCGGACGGGGAGCGGCGGGAGCAGGCCCGGCCCGGCCCUCGAGCGGCCGCCCGGCUGCAGCAUGCGCGCCCGCCGGGGGCUGCUGCGGCUGCCGCGCCGCUCGCUGAUCGCCGCGCUCUUCUUCUUCUCGCUCUCGUCCUCGCUGCUCUACUUCGUCUAUGUGGCGCCCGGCAUAGUGAACACCUACCUCUUCAUGAUGCAGGCUCAAGGCAUUCUGAUCCGGGACAACGUUAGGACGAUUGGUGCUCAGGUUUACGAGCAGGUGCUUCGGAGUGCUUACGCCAAGAGGAACAGCAGUGUGAAUGACUCAGAUUAUCCUCUUGACUUGAACCACAGUGAGACCUUGCUACAAACCACAACAUUUCUUCCUGAAGACUUCACCUACUUUGCAAACCAUACCUGCCCUGAAAGGCUCCCUUCCAUGAAGGGCCCAAUAGACAUAAACAUGAGUGAAAUCAGCAUGGAUCACAUUCAUGAAAUCUUCUCCAAAGACCCAGCCAUCAAGCUCGGAGGUCACUGGAAGCCUUCUGAUUGCGUACCUCGAUGGAAGGUGGCAAUCCUCAUCCCCUUCCGGAACCGUCACGAGCACCUCCCGGUCCUGUUCAGACACCUGAUUCCCAUGCUUCAGCGCCAGCGCCUACGGUUUGCAUUUUAUGUGGUUGAACAAGUUGGUACCCAACCCUUUAAUCGAGCCAUGCUUUUCAACGUUGGUUUUCAAGAGGCAAUGAAGGACUUGGAUUGGGACUGUCUUAUUUUUCACGAUGUGGAUCAUAUACCAGAAAGUGAUCGCAACUAUUAUGGAUGUGGACAGAUGCCAAGGCACUUUGCAACUAAAUUGGAUAAGUAUAUGUAUCUGCUUCCUUACGCUGAGUUCUUUGGCGGAGUGAGCGGCUUAACGGUGGAACAGUUUCGGAAAAUCAAUGGCUUUCCCAAUGCUUUCUGGGGUUGGGGUGGAGAAGAUGACGACCUCUGGAACAGAGUACAGAAUGCAGGCUAUUCUGUGAGCCGGCCGGAGGGCGACACAGGAAAGUACAAGUCCAUCCCUCAUCACCAUCGAGGAGAAGUCCAGUUUCUUGGAAGGUACGCUCUGCUGAGGAAGUCAAAAGAACGGCAAGGGCUGGAUGGCCUCAACAACCUGAACUACUUUGCAAACAUCACAUACGACGCCUUGUAUAAAAACAUAACUGUGAACUUGACACCCGAGCUGGCUCAGGUGAAUGAGUACUGAGACGAGGAGAGAAUGUACAUUGGCUUCACCCACCGCCACCAAGAAAGCAGUCUGAUGCACGCCGCGGGGCUGCGCGGGGAGGGAGUAGAAACACGUUGAAUGCAGGAUCACAGGGUUUGAGCACACGCACAAAACGCCUCCGCUGGACCCACCCACCGCGACCGAGGAGUGAGCUCGGGACUUCCUUCAUCAGCACUGGCUUUCGGUUUUCCAAGACGGACGUCUGUCCUGCUGCUCUCUCCCGUCUCCCGCCCCCACGUCCUUAUCUCGGCCACAACCUCCAGGACCUGGGACGAGCUGUGAUUUGCCUUGGUCCUGCCAUGGAGCCUGUCCCUACAGAUGACCUUUGAACCUCUUGGCCUUCAGAGCAAUUGCUAGAGGCAAACCCACCACAGGGCAGCUGUGUUUUAGGAAGAGCAAAUGGAACUCCACACACCAUUCUUCUAUUAUCUCCGGUGUUCUCUUUGGUUUCAUUUUUUUUUAAAAAAAGAAAAUUACCUGCUUUGGGUGGGGAUUGAGGGUGGAGGGGAGGGACUUGGGACAGAUAAAUAGACCUAAAUAUAUAACAAUCGCUUCUUGAAGAAGUAAAUUGUAAAUAAGCCAUGUAAAAUGCCUUUUUUAAAUUUAAUUUUAUAGCUCGCUCCAAGUCAAACGAGGAUUUAUACAUUAGAUCACUUACUUGGUUGGCAAAUGCAGGAACUCAGUUAAAAUGUAAUUGAAGAAUAUCAUCUCCCAAAUUGUUGUCACUUUGGGAAGGGAGUUGGAUAUAGGGCAUGUCACAAAAGAACAAAAUAACCCAACCCUGGUAGCUGGCUGCUCUGCCCUCUUCCUUGUUCCACAAGUCCUGCUCUUGACUUUGCUGUGGAUUCUCUCUUCCCUCUGGGCCACGUGCACUCUGACCCCCAUCUUCUACCGAGCAGGAGGCUGCUGUUCUCCCUGCCCACCGCAGACCCUGCAGGGGCUCCCUGCACACUUCCCUGCUCUCUGGACUCGACUUUUUAUCCUUUCACCAUCAUACAGAGAGAGAGAGAGAGGAUGUUGUGUGUGGUCCUCCCCUUCCCCGCGAACUUCUUUCUCUUUUGAACUUGGCCACAGUUUCUGCAAGAUGUGCCUAAAUUACCAGCUGGUUUCCGUGAUUCCUCUUUCCCUUUUCGGUUUCUGGAGUGCUGCUUUGUCAACAUUAUUAACUAGUACAUAGAACUAAUGAGCAAUUGAAUCAGGAAGAAUUCAGCCAGGGAGCAGGUGGCACUUGAGUGUUGUGGGUGAGGUGGGGUUCAGGUAAGACCAGAUCAGAGUUUUGAGAUUAGACUGAUCAGAGCUCCAGAAUGCUGCAAGAGCCCAGGUGCUCUGCUGGUAUCCCGUAUUCUAAAUUGCAUUGGAAUUUGUGCCUCUUUGCUUUUCUUUUCCCUGAACCAAAGCCCUCCUAGUCCCUGUCGGCUUCUGCAGAACUCUGGAAAAUGCCACCUUUUUUCCCCUCCCUCUUUUCCAUAAAACAUAUUUAUAUAUUGUAAUUAGGAGUACUUUCUGAAGAGUACUUCGUAUUUUUUUUAAUUGCCUUGUUUGCCUUCAACUUCCUUAAUUUUCAUGGUUUACAUGGGUGUGUAUGUAGAGAUGCGUGUGUACAUACGUGUGGGUUGGGGCUUAUUCCGUUGCAUGUGUUGGUUCCGUGGACUUAUGAUCCCCACAGACCGUGGGUGUGAUUGGCCAGGCCUCAUUUUGUGUUCUUUUGAAGAAUAGAGUGGUAAUUAGAAAAUAAAUUGCAUUGCAAAGCUCUUAUCAGCUCAUAUGAGAGAGCAGGCUCCUGCCCUUGAAAAUGCUGGUGAGUUGUAUCAUACUUUAAAAGAAUUUUAAGCAGUUCAUGCUUUAAAGUAACUUCACGAGGGAACAUUACAGAAGUUCAUUCGGUUUUCCUUUGUUUUACGGUGCAUAUAGCAAUAAAGACACCCCCACCCCAGGCCUCCUUGCAGGCCGAGGCUCCCCUGCCCUCCUCGCUCCACUCUCCUUUCUCCUCGUGAAUGAGUUGCUUUCAGUGUGACAGCACUGUGAUGUCACUUGGAAGGGUUUGGCGGGACAGACUCAUUCUUGGUUAAGGGUGAUGCGUGCAUAUGCGGCAGUGUUGUAGAAUGAUCUUGUUUGAAGCUCUACGUUAACAUAAUUAGGCAAAAGCCUAACACUUGAUUUUAAAAAGAAAAUGCUAAUUUGAGAACAAAAGGAAAGGUUUCUUUUCACUGCUUAAAUUAGCAUCACUUUGAUUUCCCUUGCAGUCAUGUCUUAAGUUUGUUUUAUUAGUGUGGAGUCUCUCUCUUUUUAAAAAAA